AAUGGCGACCCCACCACUACCACCCUGCAAUCUCUAGAGGAUCUCAUCUCUGUCUCUCUCUCUCUCCCCCUUUUACAAAGCUUAAAUAACCUCUUCUCUCCUCUUGUUUCUCUCUUUUUGCUUCUUCUCCUAAACCCUAAUUCACACCACUUGGCUAGAGGGACUAAGAAGAAGAAAGAACCCUUUCAAAUCUCUUCACCUCUCUCCUCUCUCGCUCUGUCUUUCUCUGUCUGCAGUUUCAGUCUUGUACUUUUAUAUAGAAACUUUUCUUUCUAGAGAAAGACAAGGAAGAGAUUUGAGAAGUCCAUUGUUGCAUGUAGAUCAGAGCUUUACAGAUAUGGGUAUGGAUUCUUGCAACAGUGGUAGUAUGCAAUCUUCAAGUGGUGGUGAUGAAGAGUAUGAUUCUCGACCCGAGACUCUCUCUCCUUUCUUGAAUCCUUCACUCAGCUUCAACUCAAUCUCAAACCACCCACCACCACCACAACAACCACCACCACCACAUCUCUCUCACCACCACCAAGGCACUUUCUUUGACCCUCAGUCCCAGACCCAAAAUCUCAACCCCUUUUCACACUCUCCGCAAAACCCAAAUCCAAAUAAUAAUCUAUACAAUCUUGAUGCCGUUUGGUCCAGAUCAGAUCCCAAUUACACUGAUCUUGCAAAUCUCAUUGGCUUAUCAUCUUCAUCAUCACCACCACCAACCCAAUCUAUUCUAGUUUCUCAAAAGGGUCAGUUUCAAAACUCGUCAUCAUCGUCAAUUCCAUUACCAUCUAACGGUGGUGGUGGUGGUGGGAGAGGUAGUAUUACACCGAGGUCCAAUCAAACCACCCUAGUCAACAAGAACUCGAGGAAGCGAACCAGAGCUUCCCGGCGAGCACCCACCACCGUACUUGCCACCGACACGUCAAAUUUCCGGCAAAUGGUGCAAGAAUUCACCGGCAUCCCCGCGCCACCGUUUCAGGCCUCGCCGUAUUCCCGGCUCGACCUCUUCGCCGCCGGCUCCGCCCUCAGGUCUGGUCUUUAUCACCCUUUUGUAUCGUCCUCUUCAUCUCCUUCAUUGUUGAACUUGAACCCUAUUAUGGUUGAUUCCAUAGCUCAUAACAAUAGUAGUACUACUAUUGCUAAUACUACUACUGGCAGUAUCGUUACCACCACUGGUGUUACGAAUAAUUUCGCGUCGGCUUCAAAUGGAUACCAAGUGCCUCACCAAAACAUGCAAAACCCAUCAAUUCUAUCGUUUCAGAAUCUCUUACAGUCUCCUCUUAAGUACCCACUAGCCAAUGCUUCCGUUUUUGGCUCGAAAUCACAGGGAAGUUCAGAAAUUCCAUCAAUUGGUGAAUUGGGUAUGAGUCGUGAACGUGUCAAUAAUGCGAAUCUUGGUGGGUUUUUGAGCCAUGGAAGCUCCGAUGGCGGGCAAGCGGGGAUCAAUGGUAAUCUGUCAAGAUGGAGAGGUGAAGAAGGAGCAUCUAAAGAUGGGGGUCAAGAACUCUUGGGUUCUUUUGAUGGGAACAAUAGUGGUUACUCACAAAAUGUUAGUAAUAGUACCUAUAAGCUCAACUGUUGAGUUAUUUCGAAACUUAUAUCUCAAAUGUAAGUUAUUCUGAACUUAUUUUCCCAACUCAAGUCGUUUCGUGAUGUUGUGUUUUGGAUUUCAAAAAAUCCUGUUUUGAAAAUAUUGAUCCAUAUGCGUUUGAAAAGUAAGUUUGAGUUUGAGAAUUUUGGUUCGGAAAGAAAUGAAUUGGGUAACAAAUAGUCAGCCUCUACAUCAGAAUUCCAACAUGAGCAAUGGGUUUGAUUUGGAAAAUGUUUCCUUAAGCAACGAAGCUGUGUGGUGAUGAUGAUGAUUGAUAACCAGCCUUGUGUUGUUGUUCUUGUCUUCUUGAUUAACAAAACCGAAUCACCAUUUAUUGCUGUUAAGAUUCGACAUCCAUCUUAUUUUCAUCAUGUUACAUGUACAUAACCUCUUUUCUUCUUUUGUAGUCUUGAUUAAACAGCCAGAUAUAGAAUAUUACAGAUUUUUGGUUC
Messenger RNA from Camellia sinensis, 2025 nucleotides. RefSeq lists its product as uncharacterized. The record is from RefSeq and is a predicted model, not a curated record. NCBI's taxonomy places the organism in Eukaryota, Viridiplantae, Streptophyta, Magnoliopsida, Ericales, Theaceae.